Messenger RNA from Colletotrichum higginsianum IMI 349063, 2334 nucleotides. Its product is annotated as Glycosyl hydrolase family 3. Lineage: Eukaryota; Fungi; Ascomycota; Sordariomycetes; Glomerellales; Glomerellaceae. Gene Ontology annotation, biological process: glucan catabolic process. The transcript is spliced from 7 exons. The coding region runs from base 1 to 2334 and encodes 777 amino acids. The record is from RefSeq and is a predicted model, not a curated record. Gene Ontology annotation, molecular function: beta-glucosidase activity.
AUGAAGCUCUCUCUGGCUUUCGCCUCGUCGUUUCUGUUCGCGGCAGUUGCCGCCCAGAACGGCACCUACACGAACGGCACCUGCACGCCCAUCUACAAGAACCCCAAUGCCACCAUUGACGACAGAGUAUCGGACCUCCUCAGACGUAUGACUAUUGAGGAGAAGACUGCCCAAUUGGUCCAGGCCGACAUUCGUGACUACCUCAACCUGACUGAUGGCCGCUUCAACGAGACCGGUCUGGCCUGGGUUGCAGAGUACAGAGCCAACUCCGUCUGGACUGGUCUCUACACUAACCUUUCAACCGUCUCGUAUGGAGCCAAACUGGCCCAGGACUACCUUGUGCACAAUACCACGCUGGGUAUCCCGGCCUUCAUCCAGAGCGAGGGUAUCCACGGCUUCCUCGCCCUCAAUGCCACCAUUUUCAACUCGCCCAUUGCACACGGCUGCUCGUGGAACCCUGAGCUGGUCGAGAAGAUGGCCAGAGUCAUCGCCAUCGAGUCCAAGGCUCUUGGUGUUAAUCAGAUCUUUGCCCCGGUAGUUGAUUUGGCCCGUGAGCUGAGAUUCGGCCGUGUCGAGGAGACGUACGGCGAGGACCCCUACUUGGUCGGCGAGUACGGCUACCACUACACCAAGGGUCUCCAGGAGGAGGGCGUAUGCGCCAUGGUCAAGCACUUUGCUGCCUUUGCUACCCCUGAGCAGGGUGUCAACACGGCCCCCGUCCAUGGCGGUCCCAGAGAGCUUCGCACCACCUACCUUCCCCCUUUUAAGCGCGCCAUCUUCGAUGCCGACGCCUGGAGCAUCAUGUCUUCCUACAACUCCUACGACGGCAUCCCGACUGUGGCCGACCACCACCUGCUGACCGAGAUCCUGCGCGAGGAAUGGGGCUACGAAUACUACGUCAUCUCCGAUGCUGGCGGGACCGCUCGUCUGGCCAACGCCUUCUUCGUCUGUGGAGAGACUGACGAUGCUUGCAUCACCCUGAACACCCUGCCUGCUGGCAACGACGUCGAGAUGGGCGGUGGCCGCUACAGCUUCCAGUACAUCCCUGAGCUCGUCGCCAACGGAACCCUGCCCGAGGACGUUGUCGACACGGCCGUAUCCCGUGUCCUUCGGGCCAAGUUCAAGUCGGGCCUCUUCGAGCACCCCUACACCGCCGUUCCCGACGACCAGUUCUUCGACUACAUCAACACUGAAGAGCACCGUAAGAUUGCUCGCGACCUUGACGCCGAGAGCAUAAUUCUGCUGGAGAACCACAACGAGACACUGCCCCUGAAGAAGGAUGCCCACGUCGCUGUCAUCGGACCCAUGGCUCACGGCUACGUCAACUACGGCGACUAUGUCAUCCACACCGCCAUGGAGCGUGGGGUCACUCCCCUCGACGGUAUCCGGGCAGCCACUGAGGGCACCGUCACCUAUGCCAAGGGUGCCGAGCGUUGGUCCAACGAUGAGUCUGGGUUCCCCGAGGCCAUUGCUGCCGCCGAGGCCGCCGACGUCGCUGUUGUCAUCGUCGGAACAUGGUCUCGCGAUCAGGACGAGCUGUGGGCCGGCCUGAACGCCACCACUGGUGAGCACAUCGACGUCCACGACUUCAAGCUCGUUGGCGCCAUGGGCCGCCUCGUCAAGGCCGUCAUUGAUACCGGCAAGCCUACUGUCGUCAUCUUCAGCUCCGGAAAGCCCAUCACCGAGCCCUGGAUCUCAGACGAGGCCGGCGCUCUGGUGCAGAUGUUCUACCAGGGCGAGGAGGGCGGCCACGCGUUGGCCGAUAUCCUGUACGGCAACGUCAACCCCUCCGGCAAGCUCUCCGUUGCCUUCCCCCACGACGUUGGCACCACCCCCGUCUACUACGACUACCUCAACUCGGCCCGCUCCUGGCCCAACCCGGGUAAGGAAUAUCCCAACGGCACCUUGGUCUUCGGCAGCAACUACGUACUGUCGACUCCUCUGCCCUUAUACGAGUUCGGUUACGGCCUCUCCUACAGUACUUUCGACUACACCGACAUCAGCGUAUCCUCGUCGACCGUCUCCCCUGCCGAUACGGUCACUCUCAACGUCAAGGUGACCAACAACUCGACUCGUGACGGCGCCGAGGUCGUCCAGGUCUACGUCAAGGACUUGAUCUCGUCCAUCGUCGUACCCAACAAGGAGCUCCGUGGCUUCUCGAAGGUCUUCAUCAAGGCCGGCGAGACGGCCGACGUCUCCAUCGACCUGCCCGUCUCCGCCUGGGGUCUUUGGGACAAGAAGCUGCAGUACGUCGUCGAGCCCGGCGACUUCACCGUCUUCGUCGGCUCCUCCAGCGACGACUUCCGCGGCAACGUCACCGUGACUGUUGUCUAG